UCAACCAAAAAAAUGGAAUUUUUAAACCCCUCAACCGAACCGGGAAGCUACUCCCGGCGAUGCGCAGCUCCGAUCUCCGGCGAUGGAUCGCCAAUAUCAGCCGCUCCUCUCGCCGGAAUUCCCACGAAGAAACCCUCCUCCUCUUCCGCCAAAUGCAAACAGAAGGCUUCCCCCCCAACCGCUUCAUCCUCCCCACCCUCCUCCGCUCAGCCUCCAAUCUCUCCGAUUCCAUAACCGGCAGAUCCCUCCACAGCUCUUCAAUCCGAUCCUCACUAACCUCCGAUCCCUUCAUCUCCAGCUCCCUGAUCGAUUUCUACGUCAAAUCCGGCCGUCACGCCGACGCACGGCGCGCGUUCGACGAAGCGCCGAUCAGAGAUUCGGUCGUCUGGAACUCCAUCAUCUCGGGAUACGCUUCGCGGGGAUUGAUCGAAGAAGGUAUGUUGUUGUUCCGAGAGAUGCAAUCUAGGGGUCCGAAACCUGAUUUGUUUACUUGGAAUUCUCUGAUUUCUGGGUAUGCGCAAUCCGGCGAUGAACAGAACGCUCUGAAGCUUUUUGAUUCGAUGAGAUUUAGCGGAAUUGAAGCUGAUGUGGUCUCUUGGACGUCGAUUAUUUCCGGUUUAGUUCGCAAUUUCAAUUACAGAAAGGGUUUUGUGUUUUUCCGGCGAAUGGUGGCGGUCGCCGGAGUUCGGCCGAGCUCCGCCACGAUUAGCAGUUUGCUACCAGCUUCGGCUAAUGUGAUGGAUCUGAGGAGAGGUAAAGAGAUUCAUGGAUACGCCAUUGUUAGCGGUUUCGAACGAGAUUUAUUCGUCAGCAGUUCGCUGAUCGAUAUGUACUCUAAGUGCGGGGUCAUAUCCGACGCCGACAGGGUGUUCGAUGAAAUGCCCGUGAAGAACACGGUUUCCUUCAACUCCAUGAUUUUCGCUCACGCAAAUCAUGGCCGCUGUGAAAAAGCUAUAAAACUGUUCUACCAGAUGAAAAUCUAUGGCUUUUUACCUGAUCAUCUAACCUUCACGGCUGUCUUAACAGCUUGCAGCCAUGGCGGAAAGGUGAAGUUGGGGAAAUAUUUGUUCAGAUUUAUGCAAGAAAAUCACCAGAUUGUUCCCAGAAUGGAGCAUUAUGCUUCCAUGGUGGAUCUUCUUGGGAGAGCUGGUAAGCUUUUGGAGGCUCAUGAUUUGAUUAAUGAGAUGCCGAUGGAGCCGGAUUCGUUCGUUUGGGGAGCAAUGCUCGGGGCCUGUGAAAUCCAUGGUGAUGUCGGGCUUUCGGAGAUUGCUGCGAGGCGUUUGGGUGAGCUCGAGCCGGCGAGUGGUGGGAGAUUAUGCCUUCUGGGUAGGGUAAUGGCUAGUGCAGGUAGAUUGGGGGAUGCAGAGAGGAUGAAGAAGGUGGCGAGGAAGAAGAGGUUGAGAAGAUAUUUGGGAUGUAGUUGGACACAAGUGUAGUUGGUUAGGUUGGAAGAUUUACAUAAAUACCGCCCCCAUUCUUUUGCAUUUACAUAUUUAACACCGAAACCUAAAACCGACAACAGAUUCGACCUAAAAGACAGUCUUGGCUCAAGUUCAACUAGUUCAUUUCAGAACACAUCAAAGAUUUACAUACCACUUGAUUCCUAUAUAUUUAGGUAUCUAACAUGUAAAAUUUAAUUUUUUUACAUACACAUCAUCUUACCUGUGCAUGAAAAGGUGAGCU
Molecule: messenger RNA, 1683 nt
Organism: Phalaenopsis equestris
Lineage: Eukaryota; Viridiplantae; Streptophyta; Magnoliopsida; Asparagales; Orchidaceae
Product: pentatricopeptide repeat-containing protein At5g59600
Exons: 1
Coding region: 60-1436 (458 amino acids)
Biological process (GO): RNA modification
Molecular function (GO): RNA binding; protein binding
Source: RefSeq, a predicted model, not a curated record